GGGACUGCCAGGUUGGCUCAUCUCCCCCAAAUCAGACCAGCCGGGAACGCUGCAUGCACAUUCAGCCGUGUGCUAGGAAACGCUAACGCAAGAUCGGCAGCAUGGACUUUGUCAUGAAGCAGGCCCUCGGGGGGGCCACCAAGGACAUGGGGAAGAUGCUGGGGGGUGAGGAGGAGAAGGACCCGGAUGCUCAGAAGAAAGAGGAGGAGAGGCAGGAGGCUCUCCGGCAGCAGGAAGAGGAGCGCAAGGCCAAGCAUGCGCGCAUGGAGGCCGAGCGCGAGAAGGUCCGGCAGCAGAUCCGAGACAAGUAUGGGCUGAAGAAGAAGGAGGAGAAGGAGGCAGAGGAGAAGGCAGCUCUAGAACAACCUUGCGAGGGUAGCCUGACCCGGCCCAAGAAGGCCAUCCCUGCAGGCUGUGGGGAUGAAGAGGAGGAGGAAGAGGAGAGCAUCCUGGACACAGUGCUCAAAUACCUGCCGGGGCCCCUUCAGGACAUGUUCAAAAAGUAAC
Dipodomys ordii (Ord's kangaroo rat) is the source of this 507-nucleotide messenger RNA. It is a transcript of the gene Cplx2, whose product is annotated as complexin 2. Gene Ontology annotation, cellular component: SNARE complex; terminal bouton. Gene Ontology annotation, molecular function: syntaxin binding. The record is from RefSeq and is a predicted model, not a curated record. The transcript has 4 exons. The coding region runs from base 102 to 506 and encodes 134 amino acids. Lineage: Eukaryota; Metazoa; Chordata; Mammalia; Rodentia; Heteromyidae. Gene Ontology annotation, biological process: regulation of neurotransmitter secretion; neurotransmitter transport; synaptic vesicle exocytosis.